AAACCACCGGCAAAUUACUGGUCUUGUUGAUGGUUUUCUCCAAAACUUCAGCUCCUUUCCAAGUAUCCAGCUUUCCAAUCCCUCUCUCCCCUGUAUAUAAAAAAGCCCAUCCAUAUAAUUUUCUAUAUCAAGCACAUAUCCUUAUCGGAUCAGUUGUAUUCUCUACACAAAGUUUGCAAUUCCUUUUUCUCUAAUUUCAAGAGCAAAUCAGUCUGAUUGUGAAGACUUGCACGAAGAAGAUGAGUUCAACAAGCAGAGCUAUUGUAGCAGCCAGCGUAGGAGUCGUGGAGGCCAUGAAGGACCAGAUGGGCAUCUGCAGAUGGAAUUAUAUUAUAAGAUCUGCGCAACAAAAUACCAAGAACCAUCUCCGGUCGGUAUCUCAGGCAAAGAACCUCUCCUCUUCAACUUCUGCAGUGGUUUCAAGCAAAGUAAGAGAUCAGGAGAAAAUGAAGAAGUCAGAAGAGUCGUUGAGGACAGUCAUGUACUUGAGCUGUUGGGGUCCCAAUUGAGGCUUUGAGGUCAGCUGAAGAAAGCAUGCCACUGAGUUCUCGGAGAACGUCGUUGCCUGAAGGGAAAUGUCAGUCCGAGCUUGUCAUAGCGGAAGUUUUAGACUUGACAUGGCAUUUGGUUGAUGCAAAAUUAUUAAUGUAAAUUGUGAUCAACUGCUGUACGUAAUGGGUAAAUGCUCCAUUAUAUCAACCAUACCUCAAUUAGAGCUUGCUCUAUUUAUUUUGGUUUCAA
This is a messenger RNA of Carya illinoinensis, 741 nucleotides long. RefSeq lists its product as uncharacterized. Bases 240 to 509 code for a protein of 89 amino acids. The record is from RefSeq and is a predicted model, not a curated record. The transcript has a single exon. NCBI's taxonomy places the organism in Eukaryota, Viridiplantae, Streptophyta, Magnoliopsida, Fagales, Juglandaceae.